UGUGAAGCAAGGAAGCUACGACUAAGGAUAUGUGAUAGCUGGGACAAGUAAGCAAGUGACUAGUCGGGGCUGGUCCGGAUAAGAAAAAGACUUGUAUGUCUCUUUUUUUGCUAUUUCUCGGUGCGGCUACUGAAUUCUCUCCCAGGACUGGGAUUUGUGGUAGACACUCGCGGAUAAUUUUGCGUGAUUUAUUCUACAAGUACAGCCAGAGAAGUGUAUAGAAAACGCAGUUACAGGAGAUGGCACUACUUACACUGUUCUGAGGAUUUUAAUCCGAAACUUCAGUAAGCAAGCCAAUGAUACACGCAUAAGUGAGGUGUUACGGUUACAUUUAAAUGUCUCAAGGCAUUUUUGUUUUAGAUCUUCUUGCCAUCUUUAAAAAAUGGGGCGUUUAAAUCAAUUUUAAACCUCUUGAAGUAGACAAGUGCUGAAGGUUUCAGCUUUGCAUAAUGGCUUACCGCGGACUUGUCAUACGAGGAUGAGCUUCUAUCAGCAAGAAAGAUAACUGUCCGCAGGGCAAUGCUCGGCUCUUUGCGGUCGGGGCAAAGUUGGACCUGAAAGCUGGAAGGAUUCACUGGCCACAGAAUCGCGGACACUUAGAGAGAAGGCAGCAAGUGCCUCUUCAAACCUGUUGUUAAUCCUUCGAGGAGGUAAAGGCGCGAGGGAUGGCAUCAGAAGUGGUGUGUGGGCUCAUCUUCAGGCUGGUACUCCCGAUAUGUCUAGCAGCAGCAUGUGUCUUUCGUUACAAUGGGCUGUCAUUUGUCUACCUCAUCUACCUUUUACUCAUUCCACUUUUUUCCGAACCAACAAAAACAACAAUGCAGGGACAUACAGGAAGGCUACUAAAAUCUUUGUGUUUUAUAAGCCUCACAUUUCUGCUACUCCACAUUAUCUUUCAAAUUACAAUAAACAGCCUCCAGGCAGGAAACACAAUUGAUCCUGGGUUUAACUGUUCUGUAUGGGAGAAAUCAAUAAGACAAAUAGGCUUUGAAAGUGUAAGGGGAGCCGAUGCAGGGAAUGGAAUCAGGGUGUUCAUUCCAGAUAUUGGGAUGUUUGUUGCAGGCUUGGCAACAUGGCUGUUGUGUCGAAGUCUGGUUCAGAACUCCCUCAAGGAAGACAUGGCCCAGUAUAACACAGACUUUGAAUGUGAAGAACAGGAUGAAGAGAAGCUGGAGAUUGAGGAAGAGAUGAUGUUUGAAGAAGAUUUUGAAACAGGGGAGGUGUGUGAGAUAGAGGAUGAUGAAUUGGAGGAAACUGAGGAGCAAGAGGAGAGCACAAAGAUGAAAGUGCUACGUCGUAUAGCCGGAGUGGCAUCAAAACUCAAAGAAAUUAUUGGCAAUAUUGUAACCACUGCUGGAAAAGUAGUUGUGACAAUAUUACUUGGUUUGACAGGUAUCAUGUUACCAUCUUUGACCUCAGCUGUAUAUUUCUUUGUAUUUUUGGGGUUGUGUACAUGGUGGUCUUUCUGUCGAACAUUUGACCCGCUGAUAUUCAGCUGCCUUUGUGUUUUAAUGGCUAUAUUCAGUGCAGGGCACUUGAUUGGACUCUAUUUGUACCAGUUUCAGUUCUUUCAGGAGCUUGUUCCACCUAGAGACUACUAUGCAAGACUGUUUGGUGUUACACCUGUUAUCCAAACAAAUUGUUCAACAACAUGGCGAAUGAUAGUUCACCCACAAUUGGAAUGGUAUCAUUAUAUCAAUCCUAUUAUGCUGUUGGUGCUGUACUACACUCUUGCAACACUAAUUCGCCUAUGGCUUCAAGAACCUAUUGAGCAGGAUGAAGAAGAUGAAGAAGAAAAUGAAGAAGAGCAAGAUGAAGAGAAAGAUAAUCUCAGCAAUCAGAUUGCUCCUACGGCAGAGAAAAAACGCAGAAUGUGGCGUGAAGCUCGCUAUACAACAGAUGAGAGAAAACUUCUCUCAAUGACUCAGGAUGAAUACCACACAUCUGAUGUCCUGCUGGUCACAGUGAAUGGUACUCCUGUUGACUAUCAUGGUAUCCUGCCGACUUUACCCAUUGAAAAUGGUCCAACAAAACUGGAAAUGUAUUCCACUCCACAAUAUAAGGUUGACAGAAUGGAAAAAAAACUAAAUGGAGAUUGUGAAGACAAUGAGGCAUAUGAUGAACAGGAAGAAGAAGAGGAAGAAGAGGAGGAGGAAACUGAUCCAGCAAUCAUAACAGAAAAUCCUAAAAUUCAUGUUUUAGUCACCAUUUUUAGAUUUAUUAUGAAGCAGAGCUACAUCUGUGCUUUAAUUGCUAUGAUGGCAUGGAGUAUAACCUAUCACAGCUGGCUUACUUUUGUUAUGCUAAUUUGGUCCUGCACACUUUGGAUGGUCAGAGAUAGACGAAAAUACGCUAUGCUCACAUCUCCAUUCAUGGUCUUUUAUGGAAAUCUUCUGUUGGUGCUCCAGUAUAUAUGGAGCAUAGACCUGCCAGAACUGCAAGAAGUACCUGGAAUUCUGGUCAGAAAAGGUGUACCUUUUCAGGAACUGGGAUCAAAGGUCUUAUAUGCCUUGACCUUUUGGCUGCUACUGCGACAAUAUCUUAUGGAAAGAAAAGAAAGACAAGAAGCUGAGGAAGAAGCAGAGUUAUCAGGAAUCAAAGUUGAUAAGGAAGUAAAAGAAGAGAAAGAAGAAAAACAUGGAAAUGAAGUGAUGGAAGUGUUAGGAAAUAUGGUCAUGGGAAUGCUCGUCAAGUACUGGAUCUAUCUUUGUGGAGGAAUGUUCUUCUUCGUCAGCUUUGAAGGAAAAAUUGUCAUGUAUAAAAUAAUUUACAUGAUGCUCUUCCUCUUCUGCGUGGCUUUGUACCAGGUACAUUAUGACUGGUGGAGAAGAAUUUUAAAAUAUUUUUGGAUGUCUGUUGUUGUUUACACCAUGCUGGUAUUAAUCCUCGUCUACACAUAUCAGUUUGAUUCUUCCAGAAGAGUGUGGAUGAAUAUGACAGGAAUGGAUGAGGACAAAUUAAAAGAUUUAGGUUUGGAGAAGUUUUCUGUAUCUGCUUUGUUUACUCGGAUAUUCAUCCCUACUUCUUUCCUUCUUGUAUGCAUUUUGCACCUGCACUAUUUCCAUGACAGCUUCCUCCAGCUCACUGAUCUUAAAGCCGUGGCAGCUAAACAAGACAAUACAAUUUACAGGCUUGUGCACCAGGAUGGGAGCUUGGCAGAUAUCACGAUGAUGAAUGUAAUCAACAGCACUACAACAGAUCCAGAGGAGAAAAAGACAAAUGAAGGGGAGGAGGAAAGCAAAGAAAAUGAGAAAAUAUUGGAAGAGAAGGAGAGUAAAGAAGGGAGCAGACACAGUAGUACAGGAAAAGAACCAAGUGUUUCUCAAUAUAUUGCAGAAGAACCAUCAGAUCUUAAGAACAAAUGGCAUUUGGUGAUUGAUCGCCUGACUGUGUUGUUCUUAAAGUUUUUAGAGUAUUUCCAUAAGCUGCAAUUAUUUCUGUGGUGGUUAAUAGAACUUCACAUCAUUAAGAUCGUUUCAUCAUAUAUUAUCUGGAUGACAGUGAAAGAGGUCUCCUUAUUCAACUAUUUAUUUUUAAUAUGUUGGGCUUUUGCGCUACCCUAUAGCCAGUUUCGUCAAUUAGCCUCAAGCAUCUGCACUGUCUGGACCUGCAUCAUAAUUGUGUGCAAAAUGUUGUACCAGCUGAACUCCAUUGAAUCUACAAGCUACUCGAAAAACUGUUCAAUGCCAAUGAAUUAUAAGGAUGAAGAGAAAAAAGAGAUGAUGAAUUCCAUUCUUUAUAGCAGCCCCAUUGAUCCUACUGAAUGGGUUGGACUGAAGAAGUUUUCACCUCUUUUGGAGUACCUGAGAAACAACUUACUAAUGUUAGCAAUAUUAGCCUUUGAAGUAACCAUUUACCGACAUCAAGAAUAUUACAGGUUGAGGAAUAACCUCACUGCUCCUGUGACAAGAACGAUCUUUCAUGAUAUCACAAGGCAACACUUAGAUGAUGGAAUUGUGAACUGUGCCAGAUAUUUCAUCAACUACUUCUUCUACAAGUUUGGCUUAGAGACAUGCCUUCUUUUAGCAGUCAAUGUGAUUGGCCAGCGAAUGGAUUUUUAUGCUGCAAUCCAUGCUUUCUGUUUAAUUGCUGUAAUGUAUCGACGCAGAAGAAAAGCUAUUGCAGAAAUCUGGCCCAAAUACUGCUGCUUUUUGGCAUGUAUCUUGACAUUCCAAUACUUCAUUUGUAUUGGCAUUCCGCCCGCAGCUUGUAAAGACUACCCCUGGAGGUUUCCCAAUGCCACUGUUGAUUCAAAUGUCAUCAAGUGGCUGUAUUUUCCUGAUUUUCACACACGCCCCAAUCCAGUCUUCCUUGUUUAUGAUUUCAUGUUGUUACUCUGUGCGUCACUGCAAAGGCAAGUGUUUGAGGAGGAGAACAAAGCAGCUGUACGCAUCAUGGCAGGUGAUAAUGUAGAAAUCUGCAGAGACCUGGAUGCAGCUUCUUUUAGUCAACACAACCCAGUACCUGAUUUUAUUCAUUGCAGGUCUUAUUUGGACAUGUUCAAGGUGAUAAUGUUCAGCUACUUGUUUUGGUUUGUGCUCACUAUCAUUUUCAUUACGGGAACCACACGAAUCAGCAUUUUCUGCAUGGGAUAUCUGGUGGCUUGCUUCUAUUUUCUCCUGUUUGGUGGUGAUCUGUUACUGAAGCCAAUUAAGAGCAUUCUCCGCUACUGGGACUUCCUUAUUGCCUACAACAUUUUUGUGAUCACAAUGAAGAACGUUCUUUCGAUAGCAGCAUGUGGCUACAUCAAUUCCUUGAUCACAAAUAGUUGUUGGUUAAUCCAAGCCCUAAGCCUUGCAUGUACCAUCAAAGAUUAUAAGAAGCCUGUUAAUAAUGGUGCUUGUGAGCUGCCAAGUGAUGAAGCAGGAAUAAUUUGGGACAGCAUUUGUUUUGCAUUCCUUUUGCUUCAGAGGAGAGUCUUCAUGAGCUACUAUUUUUUGCAUGUAGUUGCAGAUAUUAGGGCUUCACAGAUUCUAGCAUCGAGAGGAGCCGAGCUGUUUCAGGCUACUAUUGUUAAAGCUGUUAAGGCCAGAAUUGAAGAAGAGAAGAAAUCAAUGGACCAACUUAAGAGACAAAUGGAUCGCAUCAAAACCCGACAACAGAAAUUUAAGAAAGGCAAAGAGAGGAUGCUGAGUAUGGCACAAGAGUCAGCAGAGGGGCAGAACGUCAGUCAACAGCAAGAAGAUGAUGAUGAAGGGGAAGCAGACAGAGAAAAAGCCAAGGGCAAAAAAAAGCAGUGGUGGCGGCCCUGGGUUGACCAUGCUUCCAUGGUUCGCAGUGGAGAUUAUUACUUAUUUGAGACAGACAGUGAAGAAGAGGAGGAGGAGGAAAAAAAAGAUGAUGAACCACCAAAGAAAUCAGCGUUUCAGAGAGCAAUUGGAAAAUUUGCUUCUGCAAUCUUGGCCUUGCCAAAAUCUAUCAUUAAACUUCCCAAAACAAUUCUCCAGUAUGUAGUUAAAGCAGCAAAGUUUGUUUACCAAGCUUGGAUCACAGACUCUAAAAGUGCUCUUAAGGAAAGAAGCAAAGAGAAACGAAGAUUCUGGAAGAGGUAUACCACUAAAGGUUAUGGGAAGAGAGAUGCAAAAGAAGAUUAUGUCACUAUUGAAUGUGGGGAACAAGAGCAAGAAUCUGAGAUGUCCGAAGAAGGAAAGAAAUCAGAUGGCCCAGAUAAUAUUAUAAAGAGGGUGUUCAAUAUCAUCAAAUUCACAUGGGUUCUAUUUUUGGCACUUCUGGACAGUUUCACUGAAUGGCUUAAUUCCAUUUCUAGAGAGCAUCUUGAUAUUUCAACAGUACUACGUAUAGAAAGAUGCAUGCUGACUAGAGAAAUCAAAAAGGGGAAUGUCCCAUCACGAGAGAGCAUCCAUAUUUACUACCAGAAUCAACUACGGAUGAAUUUGUCAAGGGAGUCUGGACUGGAUAGAAUUGAUGAGGAGCUCUCAGCUUCCUGUUCUCACAAAGAAGAGAGAAGAUGUAGUGCACAUAGAAUGGAUAGUAUAGACUCUGUUCUAUCUCGCGACAGCUUGUCAAGCGUCAACACUGAAGCCACAAUGCUGUUCUCACGUCAGUCUACCCUAGAUGAUAUAGAUGGGCCUGCAGACAGCAUUCCUAAAACAAGUGAGCGAGCGCGACCAAAGCUUCGCAAAAUGCCCAGCAUGGACAUGUCCUCCUCAUCUGCUGACAGUGGCAGCUUUAUUUCAAGUGAGCCAACACAGUGCACUACACUCUACUCUCGCCAGGGCACAGCCGACACUAUUGAAGAAGUUGAAGAUGAAGAAGAUGAGGAUGUUACUACAGUGGUACACCAUACAGAUGGAGAGAUGCUAUCAGAAGCGGAGGUCCCAUCGUCUACAGAGAAGGUUCUUGAACAAGAAGAAGUCAUGAUUGUUGAGGAUGAAGAAGAGCAGUACUCUGACUUAAAGCCUUCUGAAGUUCAGGAGCACCACGAUGUGAAGGAGUACAGUCCUGUAAAAGAUUUUCCAUCUGUUACAGAAGAGCAUAUGUACCCCGUAGAAUGUGAGAUCCAGCUGCAAACACCAGACACAGAGGGGCCUGCAACUUAUCCCACAGAUAUCAAUGUGGACAUUCCUCCUUCCUACAGUAAAGCUGUCAGCUUUGACAGGAUGUCAGUUAGUUCAAAUGAGGACUCCGAUAACAAACAGCUAAUGGCAAUGACUCCAGAUGACAGCAGAACAGACAAUUUGGAUGAUGGCAUCUUGCCUUCCCUUACCCAUGAAUUGACUGCCAGUGAACUGCUACUAAACAAGAUGUUUUAUGAUGAAGAGCUGGAGAGUUCUGAGAGGUUCUACAAGAGGCAACCUCAAAUACUUCAGCUGUUCUAUGCUCUUUACAACACACUAGUAGCACGAUCUGAAAUGGUGUGCUACUUUGUUAUCAUUCUAAAUCAUAUGAUCUCAGCAUCCAUGGUCACUCUGGUGCUUCCAAUUCUAAUUUUCUUGUGGGCUAUGCUGUCUGUUCCCAGGCCCAGCAAGCGCUUCUGGAUGACAGCCAUUGUCUACACAGAGGUUACAAUUGUGAUUAAAUAUUUCUUUCAGUUUGGUUUCUUCCCUUUUAAUAAGAAUGUAGAAGUUAACAGGAACAAGCCUUAUCACCCACCAAAUAUUAUUGGCAUUGAGAAGAAGGAAGGUUAUGUGCACUAUGAUUUAGUUCAGCUUCUUGCUCUCUUCUUUCACAGAUCAAUACUGAAGUGCCAUGGACUCUGGGAUGAAGAUGAUACUACUGCUACUGAGAAAGCAACUCACAGGGAUGAGUCAGAAGAUGAGCAAUCCAUAGCCACAGAGCGAAGAGGGUCAGCUGGAUCUCUGAAGUCAAUUAACUUAGCAGCAUCCUUAGAAUCUGUACAUGUUCAUUUCCCUGAGCAGCAAACCCCAAUUCGCAGAAAGAGUUCCAGUGGUGGGUCACAGAUUAGUCACAGGUCAAACCGCUCAUCUUGCAGAUCCAAAAGAGGUAGCACUAGCACGAGAAACAGCAGUAGAAAAGGAAGCAGUUUGCUAAGUGUUCAUAAAAAAAGUCGAAAGGAGCUUAUAUUGGAAAAGUUAAAAGAGCAGCUCAUUAAGGCAAAAGCAUAUACAAUUAAAAAGACACUUGAGAUUUAUAUACCCAUUCGUCAAUUUUUUUACAAUCUGAUCCAUCCAGAAUACAGUGCAGUAACAGACGUCUAUGUGUUGAUGUUUUUAGCUGACACAGUGGAUUUCAUUAUAAUUGUGUUUGGCUUCUGGGCAUUUGGGAAACAUUCAGCAGCUGCUGAUAUAACAUCUUCUCUUUCUGAGGAUCAAGUUCCAGAGGCUUUUCUGGUGAUGGUGUUGAUUCAAUUUGGAACUAUGGUAGUGGAUCGAGCUCUGUAUCUCAGGAAAACAGUCAUGGGAAAAGUUAUUUUUCAAGUCAUCCUUGUUUUUGGAAUUCACUUUUGGAUGUUUUUCAUCUUGCCAAGUGUAACUGAGAGGCGAUUCAGUCAGAAUACUGUGGCCCAGCUCUGGUACUUUGUAAAAUGCAUAUACUUUGGAUUGUCUGCAUACCAGAUUCGUUGUGGUUACCCAACACGUGUUCUUGGAAACUUCUUAACAAAAAGUUACAACUAUGUCAACCUAUUUUUAUUCCAAGGGUUCCGACUUGUGCCUUUCCUUACAGAGUUGAGGGCAGUGAUGGACUGGGUUUGGACAGACACAACACUCAGUCUCUCCAGCUGGAUUUGUGUUGAAGAUAUUUACGCUCACAUUUUUGUACUAAAAUGUUGGCGAGAGUCUGAAAAGAGAUACCCACAACCACGGGGACAGAAAAAGAAAAAAGUGGUUAAGUAUGGAAUGGGUGGCAUGAUUGUCAUGUUGUUGAUCUGCAUUGUCUGGUUUCCCCUGCUCUUCAUGUCCUUGAUCAAGUCUGUGGCUGGUGUUGUCAAUAAGCCUUUGGAUGUCUCUAUCACAAUAACCCUUGGAGGAUUCCAGCCCAUCUUUACAAUGCGUGCCCAGCAAGAACAAUUAAAAACCAUGAGUGGUAAAGACUUUGGUGGCAUCAUGAGAAAGUACAACAGCAAUCCUGGUGCAAUGCAGUUUUUAGAAGCAUAUACUCAUGAUGAUGUGACAGUGGCAGAGUUAGAAGGAAAUUCAAAUGCAUUAUGGAUGAUCAGUCCACCAAGUAGGCAAAUGCUUACCGAAGUUCUGGAAACAGCAGCAACAUUCCCAGUUUCAAUUUCUUGGACUGUGCAACGGAAUGUCAGUCUUGGUGCAAAGGCAGAAGUUGCACUGGAUAAGCAUACAACUGAUCUUGAUAAUUCAACAAGAAUUGGUCUGAUAGAGCUGAUUUCUGGAGUAAGAAACCAGUCUGUGAAUAUUGUUAAUGUUUUUCCAACCUUCAUCCGUGCUCCAAGUGAUUCCAAUGCAAAACCAGUAAAACAGCUGUUUGCAGAUGGUAACUACAGUACGAUCAGUUUGAGUCUUAAGAGAAGCACAAAUUCAACAGGUCAACAUCAAGAGUGGUGGGUUGUUAAUCAAACGCAGAAAGCUUACAGCUCAAAGGCCGGACUGGAAAUGUAUGUCUUUAGUGAUAAAGUCAGUCCACCAAGUUUAGGAUUUCUUGCUGGAUAUGGAAUCAUGGGAUUAUAUGCUUCUGUGGUGCUAGUGAUUGGAAAAUUUGUGCGUGAAUUCUUCAGUGGAAUCUCCCAUUCCAUUAUGUUUGAAGAGCUGCCCAACGUGGACCGAAUCCUCAAAUUGUGCACAGACAUCUUCUUAGUACGAGAAACUGGGGAACUGGAGCUGGAAGAAGAUCUUUAUGCCAAGCUGAUCUUCCUGUACCGAUCUCCUGAGACUAUGAUCAAGUGGACAAGGGAGAAGACUAACUGAAGCCCAUCUUUGGGUGUUUUAUUUCCAGACAUACAAAUUAAAGCACAAUACUCUUAGAAGAAAAGAGUUGCCUGGAAACACAAUGGAGGUGAUCGUUUCCCGCAGUGGAGAACAAAGAAGGCUACAUUUUGAAAUUCCCACUGCCUUUACAAGUUAGCCCAAUAAGCUGAAGAUCUUCAUUGUUUGUUUGUUUUUUUAUUCAAAAGGAUUUGAGAUGCCAAUCGUUGAAUUUGGUCACGACUUGCUCAUCGUUGGGUUACGGUUGGGACUUUUUAUCAGGAUGCCUUUGUAUUCUGUAGCUCUUCUUUAAUCACCUACCAUUUGGACAGAGGACCUUAUGAUACUAUAAGGAGGCUGACUGAUACAAUACUAAACAUGGGUUGUGCAAUACGCUGUUAAAAAUGGCUAGUUGGAGCUGGAAACAUGGAAGGAUAUGACGCACUACACAAAAAUCUGAGGAAGUGCAAGCCAUUUUUUUAGUCCUUGACAAGUGAUGGUUCUGCAGGAAACUUAAGUCCAUACCGCUAAGUUUCACGUGAAUGUGGAGGAAAAAAUUAAUGACAAUCUUUUAUGCCUUAUUUUAUUUGUACCGUCAAAUUUAGACGUACGUAGAACAUCAAGGACAACUUUCUCAGGAAAAACGAAGCAACAUCUCAUACAGGGUGUAACACCACCUUGAUUAUUGCCAUCGUUUGGGUAUCAUGUCUAUUUGAUUUUGUUUGUUUAAUAUAAAAUAACAUCACAUGGAACAAAACAACCAACAUUUUGCCUGGAAAGGCAAACAAAAUGUUGAUGAUAAACUUUUAUGUGAACAGUUUUCAUCAGGAAUCCCAUUGUGCAUUUUUAUUGGCAUUGGGGUGAGGAGAAAGACUGUUGAAUAUUUCUACUAAAAUGAAGUGUUUACAUGUCAAAAAGGAAAAACUACGCGCUAAAAGGUAACUCGGAGGAGUAAAUGUUUUCAUUUGAAUUAGACUGGAGACGAGGCAGUCCUAACUAUGCAUUAGAACAUUGUAGCAUGAUUAGUAAGGUUACAAUUGCUGUUUAAUUUUUCAUUCCAUGUACAUACAUUUUUGAAGAAACAAACAAAAAAAAUCAAAAAAAACAAUGUGACUGGGUAUCUAUAUAUAAAAAGGAAAAAAUACGGUGUAAUUGUGGUUUAGUAAUGGCCUGAAAAUAAAGCACAUGUUGCAAAGACUUUUGAACAGCA
This is a messenger RNA of Polypterus senegalus (gray bichir), 10557 nucleotides long. RefSeq names its product piezo-type mechanosensitive ion channel component 2. Gene Ontology annotation, molecular function: monoatomic cation channel activity; mechanosensitive monoatomic ion channel activity. Bases 666 to 9350 code for a protein of 2894 amino acids. The transcript is spliced from 54 exons. NCBI's taxonomy places the organism in Eukaryota, Metazoa, Chordata, Cladistia, Polypteriformes, Polypteridae. Gene Ontology annotation, biological process: detection of mechanical stimulus; cellular response to mechanical stimulus; regulation of membrane potential. The record is from RefSeq and is a predicted model, not a curated record. Gene Ontology annotation, cellular component: plasma membrane.